Xenopus laevis (African clawed frog) is the source of this 2306-nucleotide messenger RNA. It is a transcript of the gene kcnk9.L, whose product is annotated as potassium channel, two pore domain subfamily K, member 9 L homeolog. Gene Ontology annotation, cellular component: membrane; plasma membrane. Gene Ontology annotation, biological process: potassium ion transmembrane transport; stabilization of membrane potential. Lineage: Eukaryota; Metazoa; Chordata; Amphibia; Anura; Pipidae. The record is from RefSeq and is marked provisional. Gene Ontology annotation, molecular function: potassium channel activity; potassium ion leak channel activity; outward rectifier potassium channel activity.
GCGACUGCUGCGACCUCUCACACAGGACGGGGGGACAUGAUCCCCUCACUAGCCGGUUCCUGUCGGCCAUGAAGCGGCAGAAUGUGCGGACUCUGUCCCUCAUCAUCUGCACGUUCACUUACCUGCUGGUCGGUGCCGCUGUCUUUGACGCCCUGGAGUCUGACUACGAGAUGAGGGAGGAAGAGAAGCUCAAAGCCGAGGAGAUACGUCUCAAGGGGAAGUACAACAUCUCCAGCGAGGACUACAGGCAACUGGAGCUGGUCAUCAUGCAGUCGGAACCUCACAGGGCUGGGGUCCAAUGGAAAUUUGCGGGUUCCUUCUACUUUGCCAUAACUGUUAUUACUACUAUAGGUUAUGGGCAUGCUGCUCCAGGAACCGACGCGGGAAAGGCCUUCUGCAUGUUCUACGCCGUCCUUGGCAUCCCGCUCACUCUUGUGAUGUUCCAGAGCCUGGGAGAGCGAAUGAACACCUUUGUCAAGUACCUCCUGAAACGAAUCAAGAAAUGUUGUGGGAUGCAUAGUACAGACGUCUCCAUGGAGAACAUGGUGACCGUUGGCUUCUUCUCCUGCAUGGGUACCCUUUGCAUUGGAGCCGCGGCCUUUUCCCACUAUGAAGAGUGGAGUUUUUUUCAGGCCUAUUAUUACUGUUUUAUAACUUUAACUACUAUAGGUUUUGGAGACUAUGUGGCUCUGCAAAAAAACAGGGCCCUUCAAAAGAAGCCUUUAUAUGUGGCUUUUAGCUUUAUGUACAUUUUAGUAGGCUUGACAGUUAUUGGGGCAUUUCUAAACUUAGUUGUUCUCAGGUUCCUGACUAUGAACAGUGAGGAUGAAAGGAGAGAUGCAGAGGAGAGGGCUUCCUUGGCCGGAAAUCGUAACAGCAUGAUCAUCCACAUCCAGGAGGACACACCGCAUGGCCGUCAACGGUACAAGGCCGAAGUGACAGACCUUCAGUCCGUUUGUUCUUGCAUGUGUUACAGAUCUCAUGAGUACACCAGCAGGAUGGUGUCCCACCAAAAUUCCUUCAGCUCCAAGCUGAAUCCUCAGUACUUUCAUUCAAUAUCCUACAAGAUUGAGGAAAUCUCACCAAGCACAUUAAAAAACAGUCUCUUCCCAUCCCCUGUUAGCUCAGUUUCUCCUGGGUUGCAUAGCUUUACAGACAAACACAGGUUAAUGAAAAGGCGGAAAUCGAUUUAAGGGUCACCUAUAGUCUUUUUUUUAGUUUUUCCCAAGGUCGCCCUUCUUUUUCUCUCUGGCAUUUAGGUCUCAUUUUUUCUGAAAUGAGACAGAGAGAGGGGAGCGAAAGAAAGAAAAAAAAACAAAAAGUUGAAACGAGCCUGCCUUCUCCGAGACUCAUUAGUGAGCAUGAAGCAUGGAUUCUUCUAACUUCUCCAGCAAACUAUGCCUUACAUAAACCCCCUGAAAGUAUUUCAGAGGAUUUCAUAAAUAAUUGAUAUGGAGUGGGUACCAAAUCUAAAGUUGCACACAAGACGGUGGGCGUUUGUGUGUCGCUUGCACUUCUGACCUUAGAACCUUUUUGAAUUAUUAAAAAAUAAAAAACGACAACAAAAAAAAUAUAGCAGGUCACGGGUAUGAGUGUUUGUGCAAUCCCAACUUAAUUGUAACAAAUUCAAACAUCAGGUAUUAAUUCCGGUAAGCAAUUGUAUUGCUUUAAAAAAACAAAAAAACUUUUAAUUACUGAUAGACGACUAAAAAAACCUACAAAAUUAUUAUUUUUUCUUUUAAAUUGAAAUUGAGUUUUUUAUUCAUUUCUUUCAAAGCAUGUGCAUUAGGCAGUUUGAAUGCCGUAAAUAUCAUAAGACUUUUUUUUUUUUUCAACGCUAGAGAGAUUGUUUAAAAAUAUGAAUAAUAAUGAAACAUUAUAGAUCUUUCUAGUUUGCCGGUUCCGAAAUAAUUUAAGAAAAUAAACAGCAUGCACUUUUUUGUUUUUGAAACUGGCAUGCAUUUACGAAUAAUACAAAAAGCGGAUAGAACUAUUCACAUGAGAGUUUUAAAUCUUUUUUUCAAUUACUUUGCUCUAAUGAAUGGCUCCAAUCACUUGCUUUAUUGCUGGAGCAAUUAAUACGGAACAAGGGAAAAUAUUUAAUUUAAAUUGUACAUUUUUUUUUUCCUUUUUACUUUAUUUAAAAAAAAAAAAAGAAAGAAAAAAAAAGAAUAUUUUUGGUGCAGCAAGUACCUGCAUGAAUAGAAUUCUAUUUUUCGGAAUGCUUGGGGAUUCUUGGGCGGUUGUAAAAAUUUCUUUUUUCAAUAAAAUAGUGAUGGGACACUCCUGGCUGUAUGAAUUGCAAA